This is a messenger RNA of Closterium sp. Yama58-4, 1776 nucleotides long. NCBI's taxonomy places the organism in Eukaryota, Viridiplantae, Streptophyta, Zygnematophyceae, Desmidiales, Closteriaceae. The record is from the annotation of a GenBank genome assembly.
AUGGCCAGUCCGGGUCCUUGCUUCUUUGGAAACUGCGUGGCAUUGUUGCCCUCCUCAUCCUCCCUUCCCGUCUGCUCACUCAUCAAGCCACUUCACUCUUCCCCCAUCGCUUCUAGUUACGACCUGCCAGCAGUGGCCUACACGUGGUGUGGCGGCAACAACAACUGCCUCACCACGCCCUCCAAGUGCGCCUCUGCCGGCCCGGCUCAGCGGGCGGCAACGGAAUGUGCCUUCUGCAACACCACCAACGGCGUGGGCCCCUUCUGCGUGGGGCCGGGAGGCGUGUGCACGCUGGACGCCAGUGCACGCGUGGCUGCCGGCACUGUGAACUCGUUCUCCCAGCCCACGCUCCCCAUGUCAUGCGCUGUGCCGCCCGUGGUCAUGAAGGAAACUGCAGAGGCAGUGAGUCGCAUGGGCUUGUGCUGCCCGGGGCAGCAGCGUCCUCAGGUCCCAUCAUGGUCCUCUUCCAAUUACUCCAAGGAGCCCAGCAGCGUUCUCCUUGGGAUUCCAACUCAGCAGCGUCCUCAGGGCCCAUGGGUCUCUUCCACUUGCUCACGUUCUCCUUGGGAUUCCAACUCCCGUUGCUUGCCUUGUUGCCUUGCCUCCUCCCCCGCGCCCCUCUCCCCAGCCAUGCUAGCCAUCAAGGCGUCGCUGGGCGUCACUUACACCACGUGGGAUGCCACUGUACUGUGCCAGCCCGCGGGGAAGCUCACCACAGCAACAGUGUGGAGCGGCGUGCUCUGUGACAGCACUGGAAGCGUCGUGAGCAUAGCACUGGAUGGUGGAAAAUGCGACGGCCCACUACCAACAGAUAUCUCCACGCUCACUGCCCUCACCUACCUUCGCGCUAUGCUGCAUUGCAUGCAGUCGAGUGGCUCUCGCAAUGACCUCCUUCCCUCUCUCUCUCUCCUCGCCCCUCACAGCAACCUGCAGGGCAAUCUCCUCAACUACCGCCUCAACUCCUUCACCACUUCUCUUCGCCUCCUGCCAGCGCUGGCCGACAUCCGCCUGCACUACAACUACUUGUACGGCGAAAUCCCCUCGUUCCUCGUGGGCCUCCCAAAGCUGACUCAGUUUGGUGCUGUGUACAACUACUUGAUCGGCUCUGUGCCCGCGCUCGCCUCAGGGCUCCGUUCCCUCGACGUGCGAGGAAACUUCCUCACAGACGUGCCCACAGCCAGCUACACCUUCUGUGGCUGUGCCGGCAACUGCAUGCUCACGCCCUCCAAGUGCAUCAGCGGUGGCACGGCUCAGCGCCCUGCGACCGACUGUGCCUUCUGCGGCACCACCAAUGCCGUGGGGCCCUUCUGCUGGGGGGCGGGAGGCGAGUGCGUGGUGGACGCAUCUGCUCUCUGGGCUGCCCGCGUUGUGAACUCGCCCUCACAGCCGGUGCAGCCCAUUGUGUGCGUGGGCGGGACCGUGGUGGCCCUCGACCCCCCCUUUAUCUGCCGGCCACCCCCGACCACUAUCCCAGCCAUGCUCGCACUCAAGUCGUCGCUGGGCGUGCCGUUCAACACGUGGGCGGCGUCUGUGCCUUGCACCAUCAAGGGCGUCACAGCGUCGGUGCCAACGUGGUCCUACGUGCUCUGUGACGCUGCUGGCAGCGUCGUGAGAAUCGAGCUGAGCAACACAGGGCUCACGGGAUACAUCCCUACUGACAUCUCCAAGCUCACUGCCCUCUCCUUCCUGUACGCGCAUCUCACCCCUCACAUACCUGUGACUGCAUCUCACCCCUCACAUACCUGUGACUGCAUCUCACCCCUCACAUACCUGUGA